AAUCAGUUUAGUGAGCCAUCUCAGCUCGAAUCGCCCACCUGUUCUCCGAGAAGAAAGAACCUGUAGCCAUGAAACUGAUCAUCGCCUUCGCCGCCGUCGUCGCCGUCGCCCUCGCGGCUCCUCCUAAUGACUACAACCAGGCGGUCAUCGUGAAAGAGACCCCACUGGACAACAUCGGUCUCGACGGAUACCAGUAUGGUUACGAGCUCUCCAAUGGCCAGGCCCAUCAAGAAUCCGCCCAGUUGGUGAACGCCGGUCAUGAAAACGAAGCUCUUGUAGUCCGCGGUAGCUUCACCUACGUCGACCCGGAGACCAACGUCAGGUACACCGUCAACUACGUCGCCGACGAGAACGGAUUCCACCCCGAGGGAGCGCAUCUGCCAGCCGUCUAGAUUCUACCUGCCAACCUCACAUCUGUGUUUUACAACGUUUCGCUUCGAAUCUCGCACUCGAAGAGAACUUUAACCCUCUCGAUCUCUCAAUCACAGCGAUCACACACAUAACACGUACA
Molecule: messenger RNA, 511 nt
Organism: Cyphomyrmex costatus
Lineage: Eukaryota; Metazoa; Arthropoda; Insecta; Hymenoptera; Formicidae
Product: flexible cuticle protein 12-like
Exons: 2
Coding region: 69-392 (107 amino acids)
Cellular component (GO): chitin-based extracellular matrix
Molecular function (GO): structural constituent of chitin-based larval cuticle
Source: RefSeq, a predicted model, not a curated record